AUGGGUUGGGGAUUGAAGUCUUCAUCAAAGAAACCUCGGUUUUCAAAGAAACAAAAGGUCUAUCUGAUAGGAAAAUUCCAAAUUGGUGAAAAACUGGUCAGAAAGCAGAUCCUUCCUCCAAGGCUGGUGCAAUGCUGACAGCAAGAAAUGUAAAUGGAGAAAGAAUGUUUACAAGUGAAGAAUUUUUUAACAAGUUCUCAGGUAAUGAGCUUCUUCUCUCGCUUAGCAGGGGGAAAAAAGCCUGUCUGAGGAGGGUAAUGAUGAAGAUGAUGAAGACUUUGACGAUUUGGAAAACACAGCAAUGGAAGCCCACAUUGAACUGCUCACCAAAGAAUUGGUGCCACAGCACCCAAUCAUGUAUGAGACAUACAAUUUGUGUGAUACCAUAUUAAGGUCACAGUUAAAGAAAUUUAACAUAUCCCUCCUUAAAGAGAUCUGUGAUUCUUUGAUGAUCGACGCCACAGAUAUAUUAUCUGCCAAACGAAAACAGCCUUACAUUGAAAAAAUCGAGGAGUUAUACACUGGCUGCACAUGUCGCAG
This is a messenger RNA of Paramuricea clavata, 540 nucleotides long. Lineage: Eukaryota; Metazoa; Cnidaria; Anthozoa; Malacalcyonacea; Plexauridae. The record is from the annotation of a GenBank genome assembly.